AUGUCUCGCAAACUCAAAGCUAGAAAUCUCAACCAGUUAGAAACUCAAAAUGAUAACGAACAAAUUGUGCAAGAUAGAGGAAAUGAAAUGCAUGUUGAUUUACCUGCACGACUCGAUGAUAAUGAAGAUUUACUUAAUAUGGAAAUUCCGCCUCUUAUAAAAUCUAUUACAUACAAAGAAGGGUGUGAGCGUUUGGUGAUUUCGCACAUUCAAGUCGAUAACUUUAAAUCUUAUUUUGGAAAACGAAUUAUUGGACCAUUCCAUAAGUGCUUUACUUCAAUAAUUGGGCCAAAUGGAAGCGGGAAAAGUAAUGUAAUUGAUGCCUUGUUGUUUGUAUUUGGUUACCGUGCUUCUAAAAUUCGUUCGAAAAAGGUCAGUGUCCUCAUCCAUUCUUCUGCUGGGAAAGAUGAUUUAAAUAGUUGUACAGUUGCAGUUCACUUUUGUAAGAUAAACGACAAUCUUAUUGGUAAUGGUUACACAAAGGUUCAUGGUUCGGAUAUUGAAAUUUCACGGACUGCAUAUAAAGAUAAUACUAGCAAAUAUACACUUAAUGGGCGAACAGUGAAAUUCAAAGAAAUUGGCGAUCUUUUACGUGCAAAUGGAAUUGACUUGGUUCACAAUCGUUUUUUAAUCUUACAGGGAGAAGUUGAGCAAAUUUCAAUGAUGAAACCUAAAGCUGAAACGGAAGAUGAGGAAGGUAUGCUUGAAUAUUUGGAAGAUAUUAUUGGUUCAAGCCGGUUAAAACCGCUUGUUUUGAAACUUCAUAGACGAAUUGAACAGUUAAACGAGCGUCGAGCUCUACAACUUCAGCGAGUUCAACACGCAGAGAAGGAGAAAAAUCAAUUGGAUGGGCCAGUCCGAGAAGUGUUAAAACUAAUGCGUCUGGAGAAUGCUUUGACUUGUUUGAACAACAAAAUUUUGCUUUCAAAAAGAUUGUUACUACAUGAGCAAGCAGUCAAAAUUAAAAAUCAGAAAAAUCAAUUAGAAAAUGAGCUUGCUGUUUAUCAGCAACAACUUAAUGAAAUUCUUCAAAUUGCUAAACAAAUUUCUAAGGAACGUCAAAAGCUUCAAAACAUUCUCGACAGAUGCGACGAUGCUGUCCAAUCAGUCAGAAAGAAAAAAGCUAAUCAGGAACAAGUAAUAGUUAAAGCAGAAAAUGACUCGAAUAGACAUGAAAGUCGCCGCAAUAAAUUAAUGAAGGAUAUUGAAAAUGAAAAUCAAAGGGUUGAGGAACUUGAGUCUGUGCCUGAACGUUCUAGAGGAAAGAUUGAGGCUUUUCGUAAUCAGCUCGAAGAAAUGAAUGCACAAAUUGAAGAGUUUUCACCCAUUUUGAUGGCGAAGUUGCAAGAAGUACGUGAAGCUUUGAAAUCUGAGGAACCAAAGAAAGCAAAAUUGGAAGAGGAACUUGGUGAACUUUCAAUUAAAGAGGAUUCAUUGAAUAGUAAGUUAACUUUGGCUCAGCAACGUCUUUUAAACCUUCAAAGUGAAGAAGAGGAACAGAGACAAAAAUUCGAUGCUUUACAAGCAGAUUUGCUUAGAACUGAGGAGACUGUCUCAAGCCGAGAGAAAAAACUUCAAACAGCCCAAGCCCAGCUUCCGGACCUUGAAGCCACAUUUGAAGGGAAAACUUCAAGACUGGCUCAUUUACACGAACAGGAAGCUCGGUUCACUGGACGAAUACGUGAACUCAGACGAAAAUAUGAAGAGCAGAAACAAACUGAGGAAUGUUACACUAGCGCUAAUAAACUUCUAAAUCGAAUAAUGGAGGCAAAACGUAAUGGAGAAAUUCAAGGGAUAUUUGGACGUUUGGGCGAUUUGGGUGCUAUCGAUGAAAAAUACGACACUGCUAUUUCUGUAAAUUUUCCGCAGCUUGAAUAUAUUGUUACCGACACAAUUCAAACUGCCCAACAAUGUAUUGAAUUGUUGAAACGUGAACAACUUGGCGUCUCUACAUUUAUUGCACUUGACAAACAACAACAAUAUUGGCGAAAUAUUCGUGCAGUUCCUAAGACACCAGAAAAUGUUCCUCGACUUUUUGAUUUGAUUCGUGUUAAAGAUGAACAUGUUCUUCCUGCUUUUUAUUAUGUUCUGGGUGAAACGCUUGUAGCGGAUGAUAUUGUCGCUGCUACACGUAUUGCAAUGGGUAGUGAGCGUCGUUGGAGAACCGUUACUCUUAAAGGCGAGCUUGUUGACGUUUCUGGUGCAAUGACAGGUGGUGGAACUGUCCAAGCCCGAAGCCGAAUUGGUCGUGAAGUUGUCGUUGUUACCAGCCAACAAUUAGAUAAUCGUCAAGAAGCCUCAACACAACAACAAUUGGCAGAAUUACAGCAAGAAUUAAACAAUGCGGAGGCAGAGUUGACCAACAUUAAACGCCAACAUGCACAACUUGAACCUGAACUUCAGAAACGUAGAGAUGAUUUAAAACAGAUCAGACUGUCGAUUAGAGAAAUGCAACUAGAGAUUGAGAAUUCAAAUAUACGAAUAGUUGACCUUAGGAAGCAAAUUGAGAUACAAAAACAAAAUGUUGUGAAUGCAUCAGCAAACCCUGAGGAAGUUAAAAAUGUUAAAGCAGAAAUUACUUCUCUUACUUCAAAAACUACUGAAAUUGGCAAGCAAACUGAUAAAAUUCGCUCAUCUCUUAUGGCAAUAAAUGCUCGGAUGGAGGAGGUUGAUGAGAGAAUUGCAGGUCCUCACAGAGAACGUUUACGUGAAGCAGAGGACCGUAAGAAAGAAGCGGAAAAUGGAAUUACUAAAGAAUCGGCAGCAAUUAUAACAAGUGAAAGAAAUUUGAAAAAGUCGCGUGCUAAAAUUGCAAAUUUGGAGAAAGAUGUUAUGGAUGUAGAAAAACAAUUCGAAUUGUGCACAAAAAGUAUUUCUUUGGCUAGAGAUCGUUUAGUAGAAUAUGAAACACAACUUGUGCAAUGCAAUGAAGAUCUAGAUUUAGCUAAACAAAAAUUAAAUGAGUUUAUUAGUUCGGUUAGUGAUAAUAAUGAAAGAGAAGUCGAAUUACAAAGACAAGUCAGUCAAUUGCAACAUGAAGUAAAACGUCUUACUGGUGAAUUGGCAACACUAGAGGCAAAAUUGAAAGCUUUGUCUUCAAAGCUUUCAAAAUUGCGACUCUAUAGGUUGAAACGAUUGACAGAUGCUCUUUCUAAACAUAUAGAGCCUUUAAUUUUACCUGAUGAAGAUUUUGAUGAAUUAGUGGAUGAUGAUGUUGAAGAAAUGGAGCAGGAUGAGAAUUUGAAUGUUAAUGAACAAUUACCUAAACAAAAGUUACAACGACAACUUUCAUCAGCACAAAAACGUCAACAGCAACAACAAAAUAUUUUACAACAACAGCAAGAAGAGGCAAAUGAUGGGUUGGAUUCUUAUCUUGAAGAAUGUAUUGAACAAGAGGAAACGGAAGCAGCUGAUAGAAUUGAAUUGGAAAGGAUUGAAAUUGAUGAAAACUCGGGACCGGUGGACGAACCAAUGGAGCAGGACUUAGUUGACGACGAUGUAAUUGAUGCAAAUCUUACUACCACUCCUGCUUCUCAAAAUUUAUCUCAUCUCCAGUCACCAAAUGAUCGUCGUCCACAUAAUUCUGCUGCUAAAACGAGAACAAAUCCAGAUUCUCAAAUGAUAAUACAGAAUUCACAAUGUUUUAUUCCAUUACCUCGCUAUACGGAUGAACGGAUUAGGGAAUUUUGCGUCGACGAUUUGGAGACAGAUCUAGCAACAUUGGAACAGCGAAGAGCAAAGCAACGAGUUAAUUUGGCGAUUGUUAUGGAUUUUAUGCAAAAGUUGGAUCGCUACGAGGCGGAAUCUAACCGUCUUUCUGAAAUUACUUCACUUCGUGAUCGCCAUCGUGCUUUGCAUGAUAAAUUGAAGAAACAGCGUCUUUUUGAAUUUAUGGAAGGAUUUCAAGAGAUUGCCACACUUCUCCGCACUACAUAUCAAAUGAUUACUAUCUUGGGAGAUGUUUCACUUGAAUUGGUAGAUGCAUUAGAUCCAUUUUCUGAAGGAAUUGCAUUUAAUGUUCGACCACCGAAAAAAUCUUGGAAACAGAUAUUGAAUUUGUCUGGCGGUGAAAAAACUUUGGCAUCUCUUUCUUUGGUUUUUGCCCUUCAUCAUUAUAAACCGACACCACUCUAUGUGAUGGAUGAAAUUGAUGCUGCGUUGGAUUUUCGAAAUGUUUCUAUAAUCGCUAAUUAUCUUUUGGAGCGUACACGUAAUGCUCAAUUUAUUGUUAUUUCACUUCGCAAUCAAAUGUAUGAAAAAUCGGAUCGUUUAAUUGGAAUUUACAAAAUUAAUGAUUGUACAGGAAAUGUAUGUGUGGAUCGACAUGUUUUUGAGAAUAAACGUGAGUUAAAGUAUGAACAAUUAAAUACAUGAUUUCUUUUUUUUGCUUUAAAAAUAUACAA
Molecule: messenger RNA, 4403 nt
Organism: Meloidogyne enterolobii
Lineage: Eukaryota; Metazoa; Nematoda; Chromadorea; Rhabditida; Meloidogynidae
Source: the annotation of a GenBank genome assembly